AUGAGGAAAGUCCGGUUGGCAUUGGCAGUGGCGGUAAUAAAAAGCCGGCCCUCGGGUCAGAGCAGCAGAGAGUACACAGAGGGUUUGAGCUGCCGGCUGAAGAAGCAGGAUGAAGGCUGGAGGCGUAGAGCCCGGGAGCUGCAGGAAGAGGUGCUGAGGCUAAGACAGGAGCUGCUCCUUACCAAGAUGACGUCAGAGGCAGAGAGCGCAGGUGGUGACAACACAAUGAACAUCCUUUCUUCGGACCUGCUGGACCUGGUGAGGGAGCUCUCCAGUGCUAACCCAGAUUCAGGCUGCGGUACAGAGAACAACACAGAGACCCUCCUCUCCACCGUGGACUCCCAGCAAACCGUAGACCCUCCUCUGCCUAGUGUCUCAACCCCCCAGCCUCUAUUCCCUACCUGUCAAGGUGGUCCUCAGAGCAGAGCCAUGCUCCACCACCAGCAGUUUCUCCAGAGCUUAUGUGGCCUCUGCCGAGUGGACAAAAAGGAUGGUGGCCUGGAGGUGGCGUGGUUAAGGCAGAGUGAGGAUGCAAGUGUGCUGGUGGAUUCAGUGUACCACCUUUUGGAGGCAUUGGUGGAAGUGUGCAGGAAUUCCGAUCUCCUGCUCCCCAGCGCCCCCUUCCUGUUGCAGGCCUGCCAGGUGGCAGCCCGGGCGGUGGACCUGUGGUGUUUCCGAAGGAAGCCAUCUGUGCAGUUUGUGACCCAGAUGGAGGAGCCACUGAAGGGGCUGAUGUUGAUGUUGUUACACAGUCAUCGGCUCAACGGGUUUCAGGUGGAACGGACGCUGACAGAGUGUGUGGUUCAGCUGGGAGCCAGCAGUGUGUUCAGAUCCCUCAUCAUCCGUCAUCUGCUGUCCCAGAUCAACAGUCUUACCCAACAACUAUGGCUGACCUGCCAGGAGAAGGAGAUGCCGGGACAUGAGUGGUUUGCCGUGAACCAGUAUGAGAACUCCCUCUACCUGUUCUGGAUCUUGGAGCAGCUCCUGCAGAGAGCCACGGUCACGGGCGAGAGAGAAAAGAUAAAUGAGCCGGGCUUCAUCCAGGAGCAGAGGGCCUUCAAGGAGCAUUUGGAGCAGCACAUCUUCCUGCUGUCAGAUGAGUUCCCCCUGUUUGCUCUCUACAUGUGGAGGAUUGGGGCUCUCCUCCCCCCCAUACACAACGUCUAG
Molecule: messenger RNA, 1167 nt
Organism: Lampris incognitus (smalleye Pacific opah)
Lineage: Eukaryota; Metazoa; Chordata; Actinopteri; Lampriformes; Lampridae
Gene: mei4
Product: meiosis-specific, MEI4 homolog (S. cerevisiae)
Exons: 4
Coding region: 1-1167 (388 amino acids)
Biological process (GO): meiotic DNA double-strand break formation; DNA recombination; homologous chromosome pairing at meiosis
Cellular component (GO): lateral element
Source: RefSeq, a predicted model, not a curated record